AUGUUAGAUCGUUUUUCGCGUUGGCCAGAAGCAGUGGCCUUGAAAGACAUGUUAGCAACAAUCAAGGAGCCCAAUUCGAAUCUGGAUUAUUCAAAGCACUUGUUAAUUGAACUGGAUCUCAACGAACGAGGACAACAGCCUAUCAUUCCCCACUCAAACGGGAUGACAGAAAGAUGGCACAGAUCUUUUGAAGCUGGAUUAAUGUGUCACAGUAAUACGUCUUGGGUUGAAGUACUUCCUACGCUAAUUAUAGGUUUAAUAACGGCUUUUAAAGAAGAUCUACAAGCUUCGCCAGCUGACUUUCUAUAUGGCGGACAUGUACGAUUAGCCCACGAGUUCUUCAGCCAAUCAAACAUUCCUGCAGAAUCUUCAGAAUUUUUAAAGAAACUUUGUGAUCAUUGCAAUUUCUUGCCAAUAGUUCCAGUCUCGUCUCACAACAAGAGUAAAAAGUUCAUAUUUAAGAAUCUUAAGGAUUGUACUCAUGUUUUUCUAUGCACAGAUGCUGUUAGAGAACCUCUUGAACCACCUUAUGGUGGACCAUUCGAAAUAGUUUAA
This is a messenger RNA of Stomoxys calcitrans (stable fly), 555 nucleotides long. RefSeq lists its product as uncharacterized. Gene Ontology annotation, molecular function: nucleic acid binding. The record is from RefSeq and is a predicted model, not a curated record. Lineage: Eukaryota; Metazoa; Arthropoda; Insecta; Diptera; Muscidae. The transcript is spliced from 2 exons. Bases 1 to 555 code for a protein of 184 amino acids.